GCAGAAGGCGACGCGGCCGGCCCAGCGCACGCGCUCAAGGCCUUCAACAUUAUUGGCGACGGCAACGGCCACAUCGGUGUCGGCGCGCGCGUCGGCAAGGAGGUGUCGCUGGCCAUUCGCGCCUCGAUGGUCGCGGCGAAGCUGAACAUUGUUCCCGUGCGCCGCGGCUACUGGGGCAACAAGAUUGGUGAGCCGCACACAAUCCCGAUGAAGGUGACGGGCAAGUGCGGCUCCGUGGCCGUCCGCCUGGUCCCCGCACCGCGUGGCACCGGCAUCGUCGCCGCCCCCGUCCCGAAGAAGAUUCUGGAGUUUGCCGGCGUCGAGGACGUGUACACAUGCUCCUGCGGCAAGACCCGCACGCGCGGCAACUUCAUCAUGGCGACCUUCUAUGCCCUGCGCAAGACCUACGGCUUCCUGACACCCGACCUUUGGGCCGAGACGGAGGUCUCGCGCGACCCCACGGACGAGCACUCGGACUUUCUCACCAUGGGAGGCAAGAUGAUCGCCGCGUGA
Molecule: messenger RNA, 513 nt
Organism: Trypanosoma conorhini
Lineage: Eukaryota; Euglenozoa; Kinetoplastea; Trypanosomatida; Trypanosomatidae
Product: 40S ribosomal protein S2
Exons: 1
Biological process (GO): translation
Cellular component (GO): ribosome; cytosolic small ribosomal subunit
Molecular function (GO): structural constituent of ribosome; RNA binding
Source: RefSeq, a predicted model, not a curated record